Arachis stenosperma is the source of this 2946-nucleotide messenger RNA. RefSeq names its product hydroxyproline O-galactosyltransferase GALT2. NCBI's taxonomy places the organism in Eukaryota, Viridiplantae, Streptophyta, Magnoliopsida, Fabales, Fabaceae. Gene Ontology annotation, molecular function: galactosyltransferase activity; carbohydrate binding. The record is from RefSeq and is a predicted model, not a curated record. Bases 569 to 2620 code for a protein of 683 amino acids. Gene Ontology annotation, cellular component: Golgi membrane. The transcript is spliced from 7 exons.
AUUUUUUACUCGCAAAACAUUCAACCAAUCACAUUCACUGUUCCCUUUCCCUUUUGCUGCUCUCAUUCUUCUGCAUUCAGCAUUCACCUUCAUCUUCGUCUUCUCACCAUCCGGCACCUUUCUUUGUUCCUUUUCCAUCCAUUAGGGUUCACUUUCUACAACUAUUAAUUCCGUUCUGCUUCCGCAGAUGCUGCUCUCAUGCUGAACAAUUCGGGGUUCCAUUCCGCCACUUGCAACGACUUCCUUUCCAAUUCGUUGAAUCACUGCGGCAUUGGUUGAUCGACGCACUCCUUUUCCCCCUCACUGCAUGAAAGUUUCAUUCUUUGCCAGAAGAGGCCAACUUUCACUGCCCAAUUCGUUGCCCUGUCGCUUUUAGCGGAAAUUUUGGACUUGGGGUUUGCUUUCAAAAUUACAGCUUUGUUGCCGUUUGCGUGCUUCCUCACGUUGAUGUAGUUCUUUAUGGUUUAUUCGCGUUAAACAUCUGCAGUGUCGGGUAUUGUUGUAGUUGAUAACUUGCUGUAGUGUAGAUUGUAUUGCUUUUUUCUUUGGUUUGUUGAUUUUGAAGACUAUGAAGAGGCAGAAAACUGAACCUUCCAAUUCGAGGAGGUUUAGGUUGUCCCAAUUUUUGUUUGCUGUUGGGGUGUUAUAUUUGGUUUUCAUUUCGUGCAAGUUUCCUCAAAUUCUGAAAAUUGUGUCAACGAUAAGUGGGGAUGAGAUUUAUGGUGGAUUGGAUGGUGCCGCUGCUGUUGGUGGCUCAGAAGGUUCAGAGUUGAGCAAGCCUUUUGUUAGUUCUGUUUAUCGAGAUUCACUUCACCGGAGGCUAGAGGAUAGCACGGACAAGGAUGCUCCCUUGAGACCCAACAAAGUUUCACUGAAGGAGGAAGAACAUGAUGGUGAAUCCGUGGAACGUGUUCCUCAGAAGUAUGGUAGGAUUACUGGAAGAAUCAUGCGGCAAAUGAAUAGGACAAACAAUUUAUCUGUGCUUGAGAGAAUGACAGAUGAGGCAUGGACAUUGGGGCUGAAGGCUUGGGGAGAAUUAGACACGGCUGAUGACGUGGAGUCCGGAGAGAACUCUAUCGUCGAAGGAAAGCCUGAGUCCUGUCCUUCUUGGAUAUCAAUGACUGGGGAUGAAUUGCAGAAGGGAGAUGGCUUGAUGUUUCUACCUUGCGGGCUAGCAGCAGGUUCUUCAAUCACUGUGGUGGGGACACCCCAUUUUGCUCAUAAGGAAUAUGUUCCUAAGCUUGGGAAGUUGAGGAAAAGUGAUGGAUUGGUUGCAGUUUCACAGUUCAUGGUUGAGUUACAAGGACUAAAGUCAGUUGAAGGGGAAGAUCCUCCGAAGAUUCUUCACCUGAAUCCUCGGUUAAGAGGGGACUGGAGCAAACGACCAGUUAUUGAGCAUAAUACCUGCUAUCGAAUGCACUGGGGAACAGCUCAAAGAUGUGAUGGCUUGCCAACUGAGGAUGAUGAAGGAAUGCUUGUUGAUGGGUUUAGGCGAUGUGAAAGAUGGAUGCGGAGUGACAUUGUAGACUCAAAAGAGUCCAAGACAACAUCAUGGUUCAAGCGGUUUAUAGGGCGUGAGCAGAAGCCAGAAGUGACUUGGCCAUUUCCUUUUGUAGAGGGUAGAAUGUUUGUCCUUACCCUGCGUGCUGGUGUUGAUGGGUACCAUAUUAAUGUUGGGGGUCGCCAUAUGACUUCAUUUCCAUACCGAACGGGUUUUACACUUGAAGAUGCUACAGGAUUGGCAGUUAAAGGAGAUGUUGAUGUUCAUUCUGUCUUUGCUACUUCACUACCUACUUCACACCCAAGUUUCUCACCUCAACGAGUACUGGAAAUGUCUGAAACAUGGAAAGCAAGUCCUCUACCCAAACAUCCUAUUAAAAUGUUUGUUGGAGUCCUUUCUGCUUCAAAUCACUUUGCAGAACGUAUGGCAGUUCGAAAAACGUGGAUGCAAGCAGCUGCGAUCAAGUCUUCAGAUGUAGUAGUACGAUUUUUUGUUGCAUUGAAUCCAAGGAAGGAAGUAAAUGCAGUGCUGAGGAAGGAGGCUGGUUACUUUGGUGAUAUUGUCAUUAUGCCCUUUAUGGACCGCUAUGAGCUUGUUGUGCUUAAAACCCUGGCUAUCUGUGAGUUUGGGAUUCAAAAUGUGACAGCUGCUUAUAUCAUGAAAUGUGAUGAUGACACUUUUAUUAGGGUGGACACUGUCUUGAGAGAAAUUGAAGCUGUACCUCGUAAAAAGCCGCUUUAUAUGGGGAAUCUCAAUCUCUUACACCGGCCUCUGAGACACGGCAAAUGGGCAGUUACUUACGAGGAGUGGCCUGAAGAAGUAUAUCCUCCUUAUGCAAAUGGCCCUGCAUACGUAAUUUCCGAAGAUAUCGUUAAUUACAUUGUAUCACAACACAAGAAUAGGAACCUGAGGCUGUUUAAAAUGGAGGACGUAAGCAUGGGGAUGUGGGUCGAGCAAUUCAACAAUACAAUGGCAGCAGUCCAGUACUCACACAACUGGAAGUAUUGUCAGUAUGGAUGCAUGGAGAACUACUUCACGGCGCAUUACCAGUCGCCGAGGCAGAUGAUGUGCCUAUGGGACAAAUGGUCAAGAGGCCAUGCUCGAUGCUGCAACUUCUGAAGAUAAUGUUAAACAAUCCCAUUUUCCAUUUUGUCUUCUUGUACCUUUAGCUUUGUGCUCCUCUUGGUUCACCUAGCUGGUUCAUGUUUGAAGAAAAUCUCAAUGAUGCAAAAUCUAUUAGUCAUUCAAUUUGAAAGAAAAAGAGAAUUUGUAGGGAUGUUCAUAGUCCUGGCUGAAUGGCUUGGGCCUUGGUUUCAGUGUAAAUACAUGUCCUCCAUUUUUUGUGUGCAUCAAUUCAAAUAUUUUAUUGCUCAUAGAUUCUGCAAAGAAACAUGUGUUCCUCUCCUUUUGGAAGUAAGAUGAAGGUAUAGUUGCAGUUAUGGAAA